CUUUUGAAAAAUUGUUUUUCAAUUUUUUUUAGGUCUGACAACGCAGAUUUUGAGAUGCUAUCAAAACAAAUUAACCUAAAAAUGGCGUUUUAGGUUAGAACCAGGAAAACUGUUUUUCAAGCGCUAUUUUAUACAUUCCUAAGUGUUAACUCGUCAUUGCCAGAUUUUGUCUAUGCUUCUGGCCCUUAAUUUUCUUAAGCGAAUUAGUAGAAACAUGAGUGUCUUUGUCCAAAGGCUAAACGCCAUGUCAGGUGUAAACGACUGGGUUGUGCAAAGCGAAGAUUAUGAUUUUCACCAAGAAGUAGCGAGAUCUGCCUUUGCAGACAUGCUGCACGACACUGAGAGGAACCAGUUAUACGAGGCUGCGCUAAAAUCUGCAAUCAAAAUAAUACAUUCGAAAGGUGCGAAAGCCAAUGUCUUGGACAUUGGAACCGGCACGGGGCUUCUGUCCAUGAUGGCAGCCAGAAACGGAGCCGAUACAGUAACAGCUUGUGAAGCAUUUAAACCCAUGAGCGACUGUGCGUUGAAAAUCAUUGCUCGAAAUGGCUUUAAGGAUAAAAUCAAGGUGAUACCCAAGCGAUCAACUGAACUCAUAGUCGGCAAAGAUCUUCAGCAUAAAUGUAAUAUUUUAGUCACUGAAGUGUUUGAUACUGAACUUAUAGGAGAAGGUGCCCUAUCAACGUUCAAGCACGCUCAUCAAGAACUCUUAGAGAAAGAUUGUAUCGUCAUACCUCAGUCAGCCACAAUCUACGCACAGGUCGUAGAAUCUCCUUUGACACAAAAUUGGAACAAGCUAAAACAUAUCUUCAGUGAUGACGGUGAAGUUUUGAUCAAAGUACCUGAUUUGAUCAAAAACUGUGUUGGCUCUGCUGCUGUCCAUGACAUGCAACUCAGUCAAUUGCCUGCAAGCUCUAUUAAUACCAUUAUAUCACCGACACCUGUGUUGAAGUUUGAUUGGUCAGGGAACACACCUUUUAUAUUUGAGCGAUCCACAAUAAGUACCACGAAAGCUGAGAGGGAUGGUUUAGCACAGCUGGUUUUCAUGUGGUGGGAUCUUCAAAUGGAUACAGAUGGCAAGCAUAUCCUUAGUUGCGCCCCAGACUGGGCUCAUCCACUCAAAAAAAUUGAUAAAAACGCUAAGAUACCUUGGAGAGAUCAUUGGAUGCAAGCUGUGUAUUACUUACCUAAAGAACUGCCUGUAAACAAGGGUCAGGAAAUAAGCUUGAUAAGUUGCCAUGAUGAAUUUUCUCUAUGGUUUAAUCUAGUUGAUAAUUUGAGGAUAACAGACGAGCACUAUUUGACCCCUUUCUGUGAAUGUGGGGCACACGUGGCAUCUUCAAGGACUAGAAUAGGUCAGUUGAAUGAUAUGACGAGAAAUAAAAAAUAUCUUGCCUUAUUAGAAAAAUAUGUCAAUAAGGAAAGCACUAUAUUAGUCCUCAGUGAUUGCUUCUACUGUAGCUUAGCUGCUGUAAAGUUAGGAGCUAACAAAAUGUACGUAUUGGAAACCAAUAGUCUGUCUAGAAGAGUCCUUGAAAACUAUAUAGCUUUCAAUAAGUUAGACAAUGUUGAAAUAAUACCAAGCUUAGAGGAACUAAGUAAAAUAAACUUCAAAGAUAUUAGCAUGGUCUUAGGGGAACCAUACUUCCUAAGUAGUAUCUUACCUUGGGAUAAUCUGCUCUUCAUAUACCUCAUGAAGGGAGUUCGAAAUUAUUUAUCGAAUGACGUUCAAAUUUUUCCAAAGAGAGCUAGUAUCAAAGCUGUAGCAAUGCAUUUUUCUGAUCUCCAUAAAAUCAGAUCACCCCUGAGUGUCGGUGAAGGAUUUUUGAUGAAAGACUUUGAUGAGCUCAUUGAGGCAUCAAGAAAUCUCAGUGAUGAAAACGUCGAACCCCAACCCUUGUGGGAGUAUCCUGGUGUGGCUCUCAGUGGGAUAGAAGAGAUGAUCGAUUUGGAUCUGAUGAAUGUCCCGACAAAGACGUAUCUUAAAAAUGGAACAUUUGAACUGCAAGGGAAUUUGGAUUGCAACGGUAUAGCCAUUUGGGUGGAUUGGAAUCUGGAUGGGACAGAAAGAGGUAUCAUCACAACUGGACCAACAUCUCCAAUAAAAAUUGGGGAAAAUGUGCAGUGGGACAUGUAUACACGACAAGGAGUGUGUCUGUUUCCGGAUAGGAACACGAAGUGUAUAAACUACAAAUUUGAGUUUGACUUUGAUGAUGGCAAUGUCUCGUUUAAUUGUUCAUAGUACGUUUUGUAUUUUUUGUAAAUAUAUGUCCAAACGUA
Molecule: messenger RNA, 2277 nt
Organism: Acanthoscelides obtectus
Lineage: Eukaryota; Metazoa; Arthropoda; Insecta; Coleoptera; Chrysomelidae
Source: the annotation of a GenBank genome assembly